UUGUCUUUAAGGAAGGCCUCAUCCCAUCAGGAGCCAGAUGGCGUUUAAUGAUUGCUUUAGUUUGAGCUAUCCUGGUAACCCCCAGCCAGGGGACUUGAUUGAGGUAUUUCGUUCGGGCUAUCAGCACUGGGCACUGUACUUGGGUGAUGGUUAUGUUAUCAACGUAGCACCUCUAGAGCAUAGCAUUUCUGCAUCAUUUACAAGCGCCAAGUCUGUAUUCAGCCGGAAGGCCCUGGUGAAGAUGCAGCUGCUGAGGGAUGUUGUGGGAAAUGACACAUACAGAAUAAACAAUAAAUAUGAUGGGACCUACUCCCCUCUCCCUGUGGAAGAAGUCAUGCAACGGUCAGAGACGGUUAUUGGACAGGAGGUGGAAUAUGACAUACUUGUCAACAACUGUGAGCAUUUUGUGACUUUGCUUCGUUAUGGAGAAGGAGUUUCAGAGCAGGCCAACCAAGCAAUAAGUACCAUUGGGUUUGUGGCAGCUGCUGCUGGUGCCUUUUCACUCCUGGGCUUGUUUCCAAAAAGACAAAGAGCAAAACACUAUUAAUGAUUUACUGAAGAGAUAUUGGAACUGAAGGAAUUUGUGAGGAGGGGAAAAAAACUGGGAUGAAUACUUAUUUUCAAUGCAUCAUUAUUGUUCCAAAUUCCAGUGAUGGAUGGCAGGCUCCUUAAUAAAUUGCUUACUGAUAUUAUCUCA
Messenger RNA from Odobenus rosmarus divergens (Pacific walrus), 697 nucleotides. It is a transcript of the gene PLAAT1, whose product is annotated as HRAS-like suppressor. Gene Ontology annotation, biological process: N-acylphosphatidylethanolamine metabolic process. Gene Ontology annotation, cellular component: cytoplasm. Gene Ontology annotation, molecular function: A2-type glycerophospholipase activity; glycerophospholipid phospholipase A1 activity. The record is from RefSeq and is a predicted model, not a curated record. The transcript is spliced from 4 exons. Bases 38 to 547 code for a protein of 169 amino acids. NCBI's taxonomy places the organism in Eukaryota, Metazoa, Chordata, Mammalia, Carnivora, Odobenidae.